Messenger RNA from Astyanax mexicanus (Mexican tetra), 2192 nucleotides. RefSeq names its product leucine-rich repeat-containing protein 27. Bases 322 to 1677 code for a protein of 451 amino acids. The transcript is spliced from 10 exons. Lineage: Eukaryota; Metazoa; Chordata; Actinopteri; Characiformes; Acestrorhamphidae. The record is from RefSeq and is a predicted model, not a curated record. Gene Ontology annotation, molecular function: protein binding.
GGUCCCGUCGCUGCCCGUAGUUUUCGUUUCAGUUUCAUGCGUCUUCACCAUAGUAACCGUCCACAACAUUACUGCAGCAGAAGCGCGUGGAGCCUGAAACCGAUUUAACUCUGUAUUUAAAUCGAUUUUAACCGUUUAGGAGUUUUGUUGGUUUGUUGUCGACCUGCAGUUAUUGAAUAGUCAUCGUUGGCGAGGAAAAAGCUCUGUAAAUAACCUCCUCUCAGCCUUCAUUCCUUUUUAUUUCAGCUACAAACAUCAGCUGAAACACAUCCAGACCACUAGCGGCUGUGGGGAUGUGUACAGAUAGUAUAUGAAAGCAGCAUGAAAGCCCUUGAAGAAGACAUGAGUGACCUCCACCUGAGUCUGGACUGUGGUGACAGUGUGGAGAAAUGGCCCAGCAGGAUCUCUCUCAGUCAGCAGGAGGACUCCAGUCAAUAUCUCAAAUCCCACACUCUUCAUCUGAGCAGACAGAGCCUGAACCUCCUACCAGACCACGCUUUAAAACACACUCAACUCCAGAAUUUAUAUCUUGAGGGCAACAAGAUAUCUAAUCUUCCAGAAAAUAUGUUCAGCAGCUUACCAUGUUUGGUUUGGUUGGAUCUGAGACACAACCAGCUCGCCUGUCUUCCUGCUGGUAUCGGCCAACACAGAUGCUUGAAAACAUUGCUGCUGGAGGGUAACCCUAUUACAGAACUUCCAAAAGAAUUGGGUAAUGUGAUCACGCUGAGAGCCCUGAAUCUGAGGAAUUGUCCCAUCUCCUUCCCGCCGCAGGACGUCCUGCAGCAAGGUCUAGCUCACAUCAUGCAGUUCCUGCGGCGCAGAUCCGUGGCUGAGCGGCCCCUGCGAGGGAGCCAGCCAAAUGAAGUCUCAGGCACCAUGCCUGCUGUGGAGAGGCUGGCGUUGUCGGAAGUCGUCCAGUCCAGCGUGGACCUGACUGAGGAGGCAGAUGACAGCGAGCUUCAACGCUUCGAGGAGCUCCGGCAGCGAAUGAUCCAGAUGGAGAGGGCAGAUCUAGGCUACCACACACCUGCUAGUCAGACGCCAUGCCGCCUCAGAGCAGCAGGGGGCGACAGAUCACACAGAACUCAUUCCCUGUCCAGUGGAAGGGAGGUACAAGGAAGGUUCCCAGAGCUGCCUUCAUCUGAUGAGAGGAACUGGAACAGAUCAGAAGAGAGGAGUUUAGCUGCCCUGAAAGCGAUGAACGAACAGCAAGCCUUGCUGGAACAAAGAAGAAAAGAUGAAGAUCUCUUGCGGGAGUGGAGAAAACAGGCCAGGAUUCUGCAGGAGCAGAAAAUAUUGGAACAGAAGGAGGUCAGACAGGAGAGGCAGAAAAGAGAAGAGAAUACCCCAUAUGCCACUGACUCUUCAUGUAAGGAGGGAGACAAUGGUGCCUCUGACAGUGGUGCCCAGACAACCCCCCAGAGGUCACACAUGGAUACAGAUGAGGCCAGAGUGGCACGCGACCGAGAGCUGGAGCAGCGCAUCAAAGAUCAUGUUCAGAUGAUGAAGGAAAGACGCAGAAGGCCCCGAGGACCCCCUGGUGAGGAGAUCCAGGCAGCAGCUCAGGAGAUGGAGCAGGUAAAACAGUUGCAGUUGGAGCUUGCAGAAAGAAAACGACUGAGAGACCUUGAGUAUCGAUUGACCGCCUUCACUGCAGACAGCUUUCAAACUUCAUGAUAAAUAACCCAGCCAACAUGCUCAUGUGCUUCCACAGGGGUGAAGCUUUGGUUAAGUGGACUCCAGGUGGGCAUGGAGUGGAUUUGUAUGUGUGUGUUUGUGAUUUUACUGAGACCUAGUUGUGCUUCCCAAAUGGGCUUUAUCAUUACAGCACAAGAAAAUAUCACAUGGGUCCCAUCUAGGCCUCAUGUGCAGACUACAACCCAGAUGGGGCCCAUUUUUAACACAUUUGGGUCCCAUCAUUAACCCUUCUGGUUCUCAGUUGGGCUACUCAUACAGACCCCACAUGUGCCUGUUAUCUGGAAACAAGCUUCCAGCUGUGCUGCUAUCUGGACAAACCUUACAAUUACAGUCCAACACAAUAGCAACUAUUAUAUUGUAUUGGUUUGGGUUUUUUUGUCCCUUAUUACACAAAUUGCACAUGCAAUAUUUAAUUUAAAGAUUUGAUAAAAAAAAAUCUACACUGGCAAUCAUGUAUGACCUUUCCUAUGUUUAUAAAGAAAUUUACCAUUUGA